AUGUCGACUGUCGACGACUGCAUCGACAUCCAAACCAAGGAUGGUAUUCUCAAGGCGCCUAGCACUUCUAGCACCAGUACCAGCAAUACGUCAUACACGGCCGAUGUGGAAGACUCAUCAUCGACGGCCUCGACGGUGCAGAUUGCUCUGAAGAACAACACGACAUCAGAAAACCUGUACGUUUCGGUGACAGGUCUGGACAUCAACAACGACAACGCGGUGUGGCUGCUGCAGAGCGACGGGUCGUCAUCGUACUACCCGGCGAAUCCGACAACCGACCAGGCUGUGCUGCAGGCAGACGUGGCCAUUGCAGUUGGCGCACCGGGAAGCACGCGCACGAUCAUGGUACCGCAGCUGGUGGGAGCACGCAUCUGGUUCUCGCAGGACACGCCGUUGACCUUUCUGCUCAACCGGGGCUCAACCGGAGCGGUGCUGGUGGAGCCGUCGGUGACGAACUCGGCUGACCCCAACUACACGACACAGUGGGACUUUUGCGAGUUCUCCUUGAACACGGUUGAGCUGUUUGCCAACAUCACAUACGUCGACUUUGUCAGCAUUCCGGUAGCCCUGGAGCUGACCAGCUCAGACGGCACGGCGACGCAGACGGUCGAGGGCUUGCCGACUGACGGUCUCACGACGGUGUGUGAGGCUCUGCAGGCGCAGCAGCGGCUCGACUGUGCCGGCUGGGACCGACUGGUGGUGCAGGUGUCGUCGGGCGGCACAACGUCCUUUCUGCGGGCACUGUCACCCAACUCGGGCAUCGUCAUGGACAGCAGCCUCUUUGACGGCUACUACCAGUCCUACGUCGAUGCUGUCUGGGCCAUGUACGCGAACAGCACCCUCACCGUCGACACGCAGUACACCUGGGGCACGGCGACCGGCCAAGUCGAUGCCGACUCCAGCACGCUGACUUUUGCCGGUAUCGGCUCGUUUGCCCAGCCGUCGGCCGCAGACAUCUUCUCCUGCAGCUCGGGCCCCUUUGCCACCACCACUGACGAGAUGGGCAACCUGGCGGCCCGUCUGUCGGCUGCCUUCAACCGCAGCACCCUGUUGACCGACACCGACCAGCCAGAUGGUUUCUCGGCUUCUAACUACUACCAGACCAGCCCCACGAACCACUAUGCCCGCAUCCUGCACGCCACCAACCUCGACGGCCGCGGCUAUGCGUUUCCCUACGACGACGUCACGCCGACCAACGGCACCGACCAGUCUGGCGCUGUCUCUAGCGGUUCCCCGGAGCUUCUGACCGUCUACAUUGGUGGUGGCGGCACCAGCUCCACAUCCAAGACAUCUAUCACAUCUACCACCACCAGAAUGGCCAAGACCCGGGCAACGCCCGUCCGCUUGCGCGAGAUGGCUCGUCCGGGUCGCCAGCUUGUCGGAGGUCGUCGUCACCACCGCCGGAUGGUGUCCUCGCCGCCGAUGGAACAGCAGCAGCUCGUGCCGCAGGCCGUGGCUCCUUUCUACACCUCUGUCGAGACCGAGCCGCAGUAUCAACAGCCAGCAACAGACCUGAGCAAGAUCGACCUUGAGAAGGGCGAUCUCUCUUACUACCAGGCAGCAGCCGACACCAAGAACAAGGGCCAGCCGGCUCUCCCAGGCACAGUGCCGCGAUCGCGCGCCCGGCUUCUCCUCCUGCUCCACCAGGUGCUGCAGUGUCUCUGGGGACUGCUGUGUGCCGGGCUCCAGUCUGCCUGGGCUGUCGUGCCGCGAUCAGUGGCCUUGCCCGUGGGCAAGGUCUGGGCCUCUGUGGCUGCAGCGCCGGCCGUCAAGGCAGUGGCCUCAGGUGUGAUUUCGGUGGCCACAUCGGCCAUUGUACGACCGCUGUUGGUGCGCACUGCUGUGGCCAGCAUGCUGCUGCUGCUGUAUGUCGCUGCCGGCGUGUCGCCAUUGGCGACCACCGUUGUGACGGCGUUGGCCGGAAAGGACAGCGCUGGUCUCCUUCCUUCCAACACUGUGGCAACACCGUCCAAAUGA
Messenger RNA from Grosmannia clavigera kw1407, 1977 nucleotides. RefSeq names its product glucanase b. The record is from RefSeq and is a predicted model, not a curated record. Bases 1 to 1977 code for a protein of 658 amino acids. NCBI's taxonomy places the organism in Eukaryota, Fungi, Ascomycota, Sordariomycetes, Ophiostomatales, Ophiostomataceae. The transcript has a single exon.